GUUGCAAAUCAACAGUCGUCCUCCUCUUCUUCUUCCUCUUUCCUAGCUGUGAGCCUCAGAAGAGAUGAAUGUGCUCUGUUCUUGGAUUCUCUGUUGUUUAAAAGAUUUUUUACUUUUUUCCCCUUUCUCGGAUGCCUCUUAUUCUAGGAGGUUUUAGUCACGUUUGUGUACACAUUACACAAAUAUAGUGAUGUUGCAUAUUCACCUGUUUUAUUCCAUUUUCACACUACCUUUUUGGUGUUCAUCCAUCUGCCAAAAUGAGCUAUUCAAAUCAUGCAAUGGGCUCUGGAAGUCGAACUGCUAGAAGGACAUUUGAGUUUGGAAGGACACAUGUGGUGAGGCCUAAAGGGAAACACCAGGCUACUAUAGUUUGGUUACACGGCCUGGGAGAUAAUGGCUCAAGCUGGUCUCAGCUCUUGGAAAGCCUUCCUCUUCCUAAUAUAAAGUGGAUUUGCCCAACUGCUCCAACUCGCCCUGUAGCGAUCCUUGGUGGAUUUCCCUGCACAGCAUGGUUUGAUGUUGGGGAGCUUUCUGAAGAUGGCCCAGAUGACUGGGAGGGUUUAGAUUCCUCAGCAACACACAUUGCCAAUCUGUUGUCAACUGAGCCAGCUGAUGUCAAAGUUGGCAUUGGAGGUUUCAGUAUGGGUGCUGCAACGGCCCUUUACUCUGCAACUUCUUGUGCUCUUGGAAGAUAUGGAAAUGGGAAUCCAUACGUUCUCAACUUGAGGGCAGUGGUGGGGCUAAGCGGCUGGCUCCCAGGUUCGAGGUGCUUAAAGAACAAAAUAGAAGGGUCUCACGAGGCUGCUAGGCGUGCUGCGUCCUUGCCCAUUUUUCUGGCCCAUGGCACUUCUGACGACGUAGUCCCAUGUAAAUACGGAGAGAAAUCUGCCCAUACGUUAAGUGCAGCAGGGUUCCGAUACCUUACUUUUAAAGCCUAUGAAGGGCUUGGCCAUUACACAGUUCCUAAAGAGAUGGACGAGGUGUGCAACUGGCUUACCGCAAGGCUAGGACUCGAGGGGUCCCGGGCCUAAUUGGUAGACUGGAAUCCAUUUGCUGUUGGAGACAGAGAGGAGGAACAACAGGGGGAGUGGGGGGAAAACAAUAAUGGGGGCAGGGGGAGGGGGAAAGAAACAAAUGCAUCUGUAAAAGUAGGUAGUAUAUAUACAAUGGAUUGAGAGGGUAUAUGGUAUAGUUUAAGCCAAUGUUCCUAGUUUCCUUUUGCUUGUUUUUAAAAAUAAAGUUUUUGAUGUGUUUAUUUCC
Molecule: messenger RNA, 1260 nt
Organism: Carica papaya (papaya)
Lineage: Eukaryota; Viridiplantae; Streptophyta; Magnoliopsida; Brassicales; Caricaceae
Product: alpha/beta-Hydrolases superfamily protein
Molecular function (GO): hydrolase activity
Source: RefSeq, a predicted model, not a curated record